CGUGAACGAACAUCGUCGGCAGCGACACCGAGUGUCUGUUGGUUGUUUGUCGAAAACUGUUUUUGUUCUGUUUCUGGCGCGGCGUCAGUGUUUUCGGUUGUAUUUUCACCUUGGAACUUUUCACAGAUACAAACGAACCACAAAAAACCGAACCUGCAACGCUCACAGCUGACGUAGACGUAUGGAUGGUAUGGCACAAAAAAUAUAACGAACGAUAAAAAGUUGCCCACAACAACAAAAAAAACUGAUUUGCAUGACGGCAUGAGGCUGGUAGCACGUAGCACUCAAAGUGCAACGGCAACAGCAAGGAGUGGAGCAACUGCAACUAAGAAAUUCACAUGCGCCGCUGCCUGAGCAUGAUAAUUCCUAAGGGAUGUGCGUAUGGUUAGGGCAGGAGUUGCACCUGCCAUUUGUAGGGGGACAGGGCUGAAGCGAGGCAAGAACUGAGGCAAGUACUGAGGCUGAGACAGAGGCAGGGACAGAGGCAGAGGCAGAGGCAGGGAUAGAGGCAGAGUCACAGUCUAAGGCUUAGAUUAAGUCACAGUCUAACUCAUAGAUCGAAUCACAGGCAGAGUCACAGUCUGUGGCAUAUAACGAGUCACUCGCUACGCGUCCCCAGGCUCUCACAUGAGCUAGGAUUAUGUGACACAGGCAGCAGCGGCCGCCGUUGCCACCAUGGUCAUCUCAAGCAACACAAGUAGUCAUCGUCCAAUGCCACUUUGCCUGCCAAAUCCACUACCACUUCGCCUCUCGCCACCACGCCUCUCGCCACUGCAACUCUUCAAAUGCCUCUGUUUGGUCUCGCUGCUGCUGCCACUCGCUUGCGGUGACUGGCUAAUGGAUUGUGGCAACUGCCACUGCAAGUGGAACUCUGGCAAGAAGACUGCAGACUGCCGCAAUCUGAGCCUCAGCGGUGUGCCCGAGUAUCUCAGCUCGGAGGUGCAGGUGCUGGAUCUGUCACAGAAUCAAAUACUCUCGCUGGAGGAGAACGCAUUUCUGGCCACACAGCUGCAGAAUCUGCACAAGCUGUUCAUACGGAACAGCACACUGCAGCGGAUUAUACCGCAGAGUUUCAAGCAGCUGGAGAUACUCAUUGAGCUGGAUUUGUCCAAUAAUUUGCUGCGCGAACUGCCGCCCAAUGUCUUUGAUUGCUUGACCAAGGUCCGGGCCCUGGUGCUCAAUGGCAAUCUGUUACAGACGCUGCGCGGCGGCGUGUUUCACCAUCUAAAGUAUCUGCACAAGAUCGAGCUGAAGCACAAUCGACUGGUGAGCAUCGAUGUGGAGGCAUUUCAGGGCGUGCCGCUGCUCUCGCAAAUCUAUUUGGAUGGCAAUCAGUUCCGCGUGCUGCAUCGCGAGACUUUCCAAAGUCUGACCCGACUGACGGCACUGUCGCUGGAUCAGAAUCCCUGGAAUUGCACCUGCGAUCUGCAGGAGUUUCGUGACUUUGUGCUCAAAAUGAAUCUCUAUACACCGCCGACGGCCUGCCGCUAUCCGUUGGCGCUGCGCAGCAUGCUGUGGAUUGAGGAUCAGCCGGAGGCAUUCGCCUGCAAGCCCAAGAUUGUCUAUCCCUCACGCGGUGCCUCCAUCAACACCUCCAAGGAGAAUGUAACGCUCGUUUGCCGGGUGCACGGCUCACCGAACACCGUCGUGGCCUGGGACUACAACAAGCAGCUGUACAAAUCGGGCACCACGUCGCGCGUCCACAUCGAGAUGCUGCGCGAGGACACACGGAGAUCAACGAGGGAUCCACACUUUGGUCGCGAUAUCUUCACCUCACGCCUGACCAUUGUGGGUGCCGAGAAGAGCGACGAGGGUGUCUACACCUGCCUGGCGGAGAACGCCGGCGGCAAGGAUGCCGUCCAAAUGAGUCUCAUCGUGCAGCCCACAGUGCAGCGGGACUUGCUGCUCAACAGCAAUAUCUUUGUCAUCAUUUGCUUGAUGGUGUUGGGUCUGCUCAGCAUUUCGGUGCUGCUCUCCAUGGUCACGUACUGCAUCUACAGGCGCUUCAAGCAUCUCCAACUGCAGCCCACUCAACUGCGCUUCUCCGCACAGCAAUUCUCUGCCAGCGAUGCGGGUGAGGUUCUCUCGGGCAUGAAUGGUGUCACCAAUAGCAUUGUGGUGGCCGGUGGCACCGAGAUGCUGCUAAAUACGUUUCACAAUCCAAGACACAAUCAAGGUCAAGCAGCGACAGAUCGACGACAGCUGGAGGUCAUACCUACAGAUGGUACAAAAUUUGCCGACUUGAUAACGAGCAUUGACAGAGGUCGAAGUCCGCAUGCCAUUAUGGGUUACCUGUGCAGUCAGCACUCCACAGUGAUGGCAGGAGGCGGUACCACGGGCAGCAGAGAGGCAGCUGAGGAUCAGACGCUGAGUUUGGAGCGCAAGUUGAAAGAUAAACUCCACGUCGCAUCGAGACUGAUGCCAGUGGCUGCCGUGCGUGAAACUGCCAUCAUACGGCCGUGCGAGGAUUACCAGCCGGAUGUGCUGCCCACGAACAGCCCAACGGGUGGGCAUACGGAGCACACGGAGGAUCAGCUGAGUCAACAAUUAAUGCUAAUUGGUUUAAAUUCGCGCAGCAAGUACAACAUUAGUGUGCAAAAGUAUUUGCAGGAGAAGUACGGCACUGCUGUCAGAAAGAACAAUAACAACAUCUGCGACAGAGACAGAGACAGAGCCAGUGACAGGGAGCGUGACAGUGACAGCUGUCAGUUAACUGCAGCCGGAAGUCUACUGCCUUACCCGCCAAAGGUGUCACAGGAAGAGUCAGAGGCACAGCCACAGCCACAGUCACAAUCCAUGUCCCAGUCCCAGUCCCAGUUGCUGCAAAGGCAUUGCCAGUCGCUGGCAUUGCCAAGCAGCCAACGCCACCAACCCACCGAUAGCCAGUGCCGUCAGCCAUCACCACCGCCAUACAGCAGAAGCAGAAGCAACACCACCCAGAACACAACCACCACCAGCAAUGCAACCACCAAUCAAAGUGCAACAACUGUGUCUGUCGGCGGCGUCGGCGGGGUCAUGGAUAAUAUGAUAGCAGCAAUUACAGUGACAACGUCCUCCUCCAGCAUGCAGCAAAAGUUAAAUCCCCAAGCAGCGACCAGUGCGUCCCGCCAGAGCAUUCUCUGACAGCUACUGCGAGCGCAGUUUUGACCAGACGAUCAGUAGCAUCUAAGCCAACGAUUGUGGCAUAAUAUAUUCGAAUUUUAAAUAGUAGAUACUUAGACAAAAAUAUAUAAAAUGAGACACACACACUUAUACUUACGUAUAGCCCUUACAUUGUAUGCCUCUAUAAACCAAACAAUAAAGUGAAAAAAUGAACUGAAACUAACUUAAAAUUAAAGUGAAUUAAAGCGAAAAUCCUUUCGAGAAACCCAAA
Molecule: messenger RNA, 3373 nt
Organism: Drosophila subobscura
Lineage: Eukaryota; Metazoa; Arthropoda; Insecta; Diptera; Drosophilidae
Exons: 3
Coding region: 676-3123 (815 amino acids)
Molecular function (GO): protein binding
Source: RefSeq, a predicted model, not a curated record